Messenger RNA from Colletotrichum lupini, 324 nucleotides. RefSeq lists its product as uncharacterized. The coding region runs from base 1 to 324 and encodes 107 amino acids. NCBI's taxonomy places the organism in Eukaryota, Fungi, Ascomycota, Sordariomycetes, Glomerellales, Glomerellaceae. The record is from RefSeq and is a predicted model, not a curated record. The transcript has 2 exons.
AUGAAAGCCAUUGUUCCACCCAAGAAGGAUUGCUCGAUCUCCGCUGUCGGUAAGGGCUACAUGCUCUGGAUGGGGCCUUGCCAUGAGAUGUUCGCUGCCAUUCCAGAUGACCCGUUAUUCGUCGAGUUGUGCGAACCAAAACCAAUACCACCAGAACUGAUCACAUAUUUGACAUGCGUUUGCAUUUACGCUCGCUCUAUCCUACUUGCUCAAAAAAGUAGCCCGAAUCGCUGGAAGCUUUACCCGUCGAAACGUCAACCCACAACGCCUGUCGUCCUGGUACCAGACCUACUCAUCUCGCCUAACAAGCAAGUGGCAAUGUAG